Messenger RNA from Raphanus sativus (radish), 1402 nucleotides. RefSeq names its product cysteine protease RD19A. Gene Ontology annotation, cellular component: lysosome. The transcript is spliced from 3 exons. NCBI's taxonomy places the organism in Eukaryota, Viridiplantae, Streptophyta, Magnoliopsida, Brassicales, Brassicaceae. The record is from RefSeq and is a predicted model, not a curated record. Bases 86 to 1189 code for a protein of 367 amino acids. Gene Ontology annotation, molecular function: cysteine-type endopeptidase activity.
CUAAUCGUAUUAAGACAGUUUCUUUCUUUCUUCUAUAUUAAUCAAUCUCCUUGCCCUCUCUGCUUUCUUCAUUCUCAAACUCCAAAUGGAUCGUCUCAAGCUUUCUCUCUCCGUCUUCGCUCUCUUUCUCCUCGUCAUCGUCUCCGCUUCCUCCGACGGCGAUGAUCUCGUGAUCAGGCAGGUGGUUGAAGGAGGAGCCGAGCCCAAGGCUCUGUCCUCGGAAGAUCACUUCUCUCUCUUCAAGAAAAAGUUCGGCAAGGCUUACGCGUCCGUCCAAGAGCACGACUACAGAUUCUCCGUAUUCAAAGCCAACCUCAGGCGAGCGAGGCGCCACCAGAAGCUUGACCCCUCCGCUCGCCACGGCGUCACGCAGUUCUCGGAUCUGACUCAGUCAGAGUUCAGGGAGAAGCAUCUCGGUGUUAAAGGAGGCGGGUUUAAGCUCCCCAAGGACGCCAACAAGGCUCCCAUCCUCCCUACCGAGAAUCUCCCCGAGGAGUUUGAUUGGAGAGAUCGUGGCGCUGUUACCCCCGUCAAAAACCAGGGAUCUUGCGGUUCUUGUUGGAGUUUCAGUGCAACCGGAGCUCUGGAAGGUGCUAACUUCCUCGCUACCGGCAAGCUCGUCAGCCUUAGCGAGCAACAGCUUGUCGACUGUGAUCACGAGUGUGACCCAGAAGAGGCAGGUUCAUGCGACUCUGGUUGCAACGGUGGCCUCAUGAACAGCGCUUUUGAGUACACACUCAAAACCGGAGGGCUCAUGAGAGAAGAAGACUAUCCUUACACCGGAAAGGACGGUACUACUUGUAAGCUAGACAAGUCCAAGAUCGUUGCGUCCGUCUCCAACUUCAGCGUCAUUUCCAUCGACGAAGACCAGAUCGCUGCGAAUCUUGUCAAGAACGGACCUCUCGCGGUAGCCAUCAACGCCGCAUAUAUGCAGACUUACAUCGGAGGAGUCUCGUGCCCUUACGUGUGCAUGAGGAGGCUCAACCACGGUGUCUUAUUGGUGGGUUAUGGAUCGGCUGGUUACGCUCCGGCUAGGUUCAAGGAGAAGCCUUACUGGAUCAUUAAGAACUCGUGGGGAGAGACUUGGGGUGAGAAUGGUUUUUACAAAAUCUGCAGAGGCCGUAACGUUUGUGGCGUUGACAGUCUUGUCUCCACCGUUACAGCCACCGUCUCACCCGCCGCCCAUUAGUUAAACCAGCGAGCUCUUGUUUUAAUAAAUUAACUAACGCUGGUGAUUUGUGUGAGCGAGGACUCUUUGAUUGGCUACCUAUUUCUCUCUGCUUUUUAAAAAGGAUGAUGAAGUUUGUAUUGUAAAUAAAAAUGCAUUUUCUCUAUCAAAUCCCCAUACAGUGACAGUCGCUGUUGAUUUGAGUUAUUGAAUGCAAGAAGCACAACGUUCUUA